Molecule: messenger RNA, 3721 nt
Organism: Betta splendens (Siamese fighting fish)
Lineage: Eukaryota; Metazoa; Chordata; Actinopteri; Anabantiformes; Osphronemidae
Gene: ptk6b
Product: PTK6 protein tyrosine kinase 6b
Exons: 13
Coding region: 1371-2885 (504 amino acids)
Biological process (GO): protein phosphorylation; innate immune response; cell surface receptor protein tyrosine kinase signaling pathway
Cellular component (GO): extrinsic component of cytoplasmic side of plasma membrane
Molecular function (GO): signaling receptor binding; ATP binding; non-membrane spanning protein tyrosine kinase activity
Source: RefSeq, a predicted model, not a curated record
UUGCACUGAAGCUGUAUGGACCCAGUGGUUCUACUAUAAUGCAUUACAGUUGUCCUGAAUCCAGUCAGAACCAGCUACAAACACAGCCAAAUGGCAGAGUUAGGACACGUCAGGAGACGCUAAGUGGCACCAACAGGAUCACGUCCCACUCACAGAAGCUCGGCUUUGCUGCCUUCUAGUGGUUUGUUGACGACAGCAGAGGGCCGUGCAACUGUCAGCCAUUUAAUUCAAUUUUAUUUAUAGCGCCAAAUUACAACAAAGUUAUCUCAAGGCACUUUACUAAGUAAUGUUUAAGACCUCACACAACUAAGCCCAACAAAUCCCACAUACAGUACAGCAAGCAGCCAUGCUGCUCAUUCAUUCAUUCUCCUUUGAAUCUAACUGAUAACAGGCAGCACAUAAUAGUUAGGUGUUUUAAGGAUAAAUUAUUAUUAUAUAUGAAACCAAAGCUAGAAGCAGAGACAGGUCAGCUUCUGUGUCAGUUCCUUUAGACAAGGAAGCUGUUAGUGACAAAAUAGUUUCCAUCUGGUCUCACUGAAAACUCAAACUGAAAUCACCUUGUCUGUGUUUUUGUUUUUAACCUGUGGCAACUCACUGUUAAACUAACCAACAACGAUGAAUCGAUUCGGAUGCUGGGGUUCAGCAGCUGUUGAGGCUCUACCUCUGGAAAAGGUCCAGGCUGAAGUGAAGGAUGCCACUGGGCCAAGUUCAAGAACCGAAGCCAUAGCCAUGGAAUGACCGGACAGCAGCAGUGAGGGAAUAAAGCCAUCAAAGAAUGUUGAUGUCUGAAUUUACCUGACACCAAGGACCAAGCUGAGAACCUUUGAUCAUACCUGAAUAAACAAAAACUAGCAAAAAAAACAACAGUCUUUAAAGAACAAAUCACUCAGCUGGUCUCCUGGUGCUUCGAGGUUCUAGGCCAAGCUCCCCUGAGGUCAGGUUUAGGCUUUAGGUCAGGUUCUACCAAGGCUUAGAACCUUUCUUUCUAGUUACAGGUUCUACGAAGCAUCUCAAACGCUGGACGUCAUUCAUACGCUGAGCCGCUCUGGGUUCUAUUUGUUCCAUCACUAACUGUGGUUCUACAUGAGACUCACUGUCUGUUUCUCCUGUAGUUCUGCUCUGUCCUCAUCUAGAGGAAUCAUCUGACUCAGAGCUGUGUGUCUCCUGUGUCCUGUAGCUUCACACACACAGCGUGACAUUGGAAUUCCAAAAGGCCAUUAUAAUGUUUUCCUUCUAAAGACGCUUCCUCUUCCUGAUCAGCCAUUGUGACAUUUACUGGACCUGGAGUCGUCGGUCCACAGACGGAAGCUGCGGUCACUCCGCCGUCAUAGCUUCUGUCCGACAGGUGUAGUUCACGGCAGCUGAUCCAAAUGCAGAGUAACGUGGUUCCGAGCGGGAACCUCUCGUGUUCGGCCGUGAGGGAGUGUCUGCGCAGAGCGUGCCGGGGUCUGGGCUCCGUGUGGCGGAGCGGUCCCGGCGAAGGGAGCCGUCCGGCCGCUGACGCGUCGGAGGACGGCGUCCGCGGCGCCGACGGCGCCAGAGCCCCGCAGCGCGAGGCGGCGCCCAGCAGCGCCGUUCACGCGGCAAAGUGGGCGUUCGAGGCUCGGCACGAGGACGAACUGUCGUUCAAAGAGGGAGACUUGUUCCAGGUGAGCAGCAGCAGCGGGGACUGGUGGCAGGUGCGAAGGAUCGACGCGGACGGGAGCGUCAGUGAGAGCGGCACGGUGCCCGGAACCCACCUGGCGAGAGCCGGGUCCGUGGAGCUGCAACCAUGGUACUUUGGGAAAAUGAAACGUUUUGAGGCCCAGUGCAACCUGAUGGCACCAGGAAAUGAGGACGGAGCCUUCCUGGUGCGACACAGCGAGAAACACGGCGUUGGACUGGUUCUGUCAGUGAAGUCAAGCAACCAGGUGAGGAAUUUUAAAAUCUUUGAAACGAAUGACGGUGAGUUCCGCGUGCAGCAGGGCCUCACCUUCAGCUGUGUGCUGGACCUGGUGGAGCACUACAGCAGCCACAGCCUGAGCUCCAUCGGCAGACUGGGACGGCCCUGCAGGAGGAUCAAACCCAACCCCCCAGAUUUAAGCCACUACACAGCAGAUGAAUGGGAACUGCCCAAAGAAGAGUUCACCCUGGAGAAGGAGCUGGGCAGCGGCCACUUCGCUGACGUGUACCGGGGCCGCUGGAAGAACCACAUCAGUGUCGCUAUCAAGGUCAUCAGAGACUCAGAGCUGAAUCACGGGGACUUUCUUAGGGAAAUUCAGAUCCUAAAGAGGCUUCGUCACCGUCACCUCAUCUCCCUGCUUGCUGUGUGCACGGCCUCGGCGCCCUACUACAUCAUCACGGAGCUGAUGGAGAACGGCAGCCUGCUGUGCUUCCUGCGAGGUCCAGAGGGGCAGCUUCAGGACGUGCCGUCUCUCAUUGACAUGGGAGCCCAGGUGGCCGAUGGCAUGUCCUACCUGGAGGAGCACAACAGCGUCCACAGGGACCUGGCUGCUCGGAACGUCCUGGUGGGAGAGCACGGCGUAUGCAAGGUGGCCGACUUUGGCCUGGCCAGAGUGAUGAAGGAGUCCUUCUACAUGGCCGAGGAUAAAAAGAUUCCCUACAAAUGGAGCGCUCCAGAGGCCAUCAGCCACGGCAGGUUCUCCGUUAAGUCGGACGUCUGGUCUUUUGGGAUCCUGCUCUAUGAGAUCAUCACGUACGGAGGGGUCCCCUACCCAGGCUUCAGCAACCAGGAGGUUCACCAGCAGCUCUCCAGAGGAUACAGGAUGCCAAGUCCAGACAACUGUCCAGAAUUUCUCUACAACAUCAUGCUGCGCUGCUGGAGCGCGGAGCCAGAAGACCGGCCCGAUUUCAAGAUGCUCACGGUUCAACUGGAGGACAGCUAGAAGCUGACAAAGUGACAGUGAGCUCCUUGGCCUCACACAUUCAGUAGACGCGUGAGGGAGGGCUGGAGGGAGGGGAGAGGAAGGCCAGGCCGGCCUCCUCAGCUCAUAAGGGCUCAGGGUGUGUGUCUGGGAGCCUGUGUUGUUGAGUCUGAAGAGGCAGGUCGACCACAAGCUACUGGCCUCCUGAUGCUCCGUCCUCCUGCUGCUUUACCAAUGUGGCUGGUCAAAGCAUCUGUGUCCUACAGCCAACAGCUGGGCUCAGGAUGUUGAUCCUGUAGGUCAGAGCCAACACACCAUGACCAGUGUCAAUUCCCCAGCCUGCCUACUGGCCCGCAACCACUUCUACAAGAAACAGGAGGUGGAGCUGAUCAGUAACAGCUUUGGAAGUUUGAAUUAUCUCCUAUAUUUACCAGGACAGAGAAGCUGAUGUUCAGGCUCCAGUCCAGAGGUUUCAACAUCUGUGUUCACUGGUCAGAACAACUCUGUGAGACGGAAACAGGUCAACAUCUGGGUCACGAUGCAAAGUGCUGGACUCAAUGGAUCAGGAGGAGUACAGGUCAGCGUUGUUCUGGACUUUUCUACCUUCAAACCAAGUGGCUCCACUGGUCCGGACGUCAAGUAGCAGGAAGCAAUUCUGCACAGACUGAAGGAAGCUUCCUUCUUAUCAGCCCUCGUGGCUGAAACAACAGAUUGGCCGAUCACACAUGGACAGAGUAGAGUCUAAGUGCAUGAGGGUGAAGAAACUGAUGGGUAAGCAAACAGUUGUACCUUGUACCUGAAGGCUGUUUGUUGUGUCAAAUGAAAGGUACUGAUGAUAAUAAAACAUGUGUGGAGCA